Messenger RNA from Neurospora hispaniola, 2565 nucleotides. Its product is annotated as WD40-repeat-containing domain protein. Gene Ontology annotation, molecular function: protein binding. The record is from RefSeq and is a predicted model, not a curated record. Gene Ontology annotation, biological process: carbon catabolite repression of transcription. The transcript is spliced from 6 exons. Gene Ontology annotation, cellular component: nucleus; cell tip; cell division site. Lineage: Eukaryota; Fungi; Ascomycota; Sordariomycetes; Sordariales; Sordariaceae. Bases 299 to 2203 code for a protein of 634 amino acids.
GCUUCUGGCUGCUUGCAACCCGCUUGCGAUUCUCAACCUCCCGGACUUCCGCCCACGCCCAUCCAUUCCAAACCCACCCCUUCUCGAGCCUUCGAUCUCUUGUAGCUCAGUUUGCCGACCACCUACUGCCCCUGUUUGGGACUCUGCGUCUGCGUGCGGCAAAACAAACCUCAUCCACCAAGUCCGCCCAGCCGCCUCUUUAGUGUAGGCUAUCUCACCGAAUAGCUGUUGUCGAGAUUACCGAGUUCAGCGCCAUAAAGCGCAUUAAGCCGGCAAACUGGAGUCCGCAGUAGCAGCCAUGUUUGUCCUCCCUCCACCGCCGAGGUAUCCAAGCCAGGCGGGAUACGGACUCGUCCCUGGCUAUGUUGCGCCCAUGAUAGAGACCAACAAUAUCCUGACGCACCCUUCAGGGCCCGAGUACCAAUUCCUAGUUGGAGAGGGCCUGUACACUCUCAAGGAAGACCUGCAUCUUGCAACCCCCCCACCACAUCCAUCCGAAGCUCCAGUCAUCAAUCCGAAUCCGCUCGCGACCACCCCCCAACCUGCUACUGCCGGCACGAGCCUUUCCAUUGUCAACCUCGGUGUACGCCCGCCACCGCCAGGCUUAUUUAGGGUUGGUUCUCGAGCAUAUGGAGUGCAGCAGAGCAUCCAAGAACAUCCAGAUGAAAGCCGGUCGUCUUCCGGGGUACGUGGCAGCAGCGAGGGUGCUCGCGCCGCUUCCAGCGAUGCCGGCGCCAUCUUCUCCAGCACGCCAGCUUUUGGCGAGGGAAACACACUUUUAGCUCAAACAAACCACAAGGACAAUAAACGAAAGAAGCCAAAGAACAGUAUGACAAAAAGCAACUCUUCGUUUAUCUCCCGGGUUAUCGUCCACGAAUCUCUACACAAGAGGUUAAACGAUCGACCAGCAGACGGCCUCUUUGCGUUUGCCAACAUUAACCGAGCCUUUCAAUGGCUGGAUCUUUCUUCGGCCUCCAAGGCCGACUACUUGACCAAAAUUCUCUUUACUAAAGCGCAUUGUCUCUGCCACGAUGUCAACAGGUUGACCAAGAAUUCGUCACAUAUCGAUGUGAUUAUGGGCUUCUCUACCGGCGAAAUAAUCUGGUGGGAACCAAUAUCGCAACGGUAUACUCGUUUAAACAAGAAGGGCAUCAUCAACAAGACUCCGGUAUCCACAAUUCAAUGGAUCCCUGGAUCAGAAAACCUCUUUCUGGCAGCGCACAUGGAUGGAACAUUAGUCGUGUGCGACAAGGAGAAAGAAGAUGCCGGUUUUUCGCUGGAAGACGAGGCCGCCACUCGUGCCAGCGGGGACAGCAAUGGUGUCCCUAACGGCAGCAAGGGUUGCAAUUACACCAGCCAGAUCCAUGUGCACAAGUCUGUUCACUCCAAGAACCAGAAAACGAAUCCAGUGGCUGUGUGGAAGCUUUCAAACCAUCGUAUCAACGCAUUCGCCUUCUCUCCCGACCACCGGCAUCUCGCGGUAGUUUCAGAAGACGGCACGUUGAGGAUAAUCGACUAUCUGAAGGAAGAGUUAGUUGACCUUUUUUACUCUUAUUAUGGCGGCUUAAUGUGCGUCUGCUGGUCCCCCGACGGCAAAUAUGUCCUUACCGGCGGUCAGGAUGACCUCAUUUCUAUCUGGUGUAUUUCUGAAUCUGCCCUCAUUGCCAGGUGCCAAGGCCAUCAUUCUUGGGUAACCUCAGUGGCUUUUGACCCCUGGCAGUGCGACGGAAAGAACUACCGCUUUGGCAGUGUUGGCGAGGACUGUCGGUUGUGCCUGUGGGAUUUUAGUGUCGGCAUGUUGCACCGGCCCAAAGCCGCAUCAGUAAGACAGCGAGGAUCCUCUUUCUCGUCCCGUUUCGUAUCUCUUCAAAGGGCCGAAACGCAGAAUACGACGACUAGUAAUCGCCUGCGAUCGGAUUCAAACCUGUCGAGUUCGGGAGACGCGGGCGCUGCUGAGGAGACACAACCGGCGACCACCACUCUGGAGCAAAAGGUCGAACCGCAUCCCGUGGAGCCGAGGGCGAGAACGGCCAUGUUACCCCCUGUUCUGAGCAAAAUAAUUGACGACGACCCGCUUUGUUGGCUUGACUUUACCAAGGACGCUAUCGUGACAAGUUGCAAGUCUGGUCAUGUCCGAACAUGGAAUCGCCCGUCAGACGACUUGUCUACGCCGUCUCAGUCCCAGCAUGGAAAUGAUAACUAGGAGACAUGUUUUCAUGUGCUUAUCAGGUGCAAUAAGGUAUAUGUUGAUGUCAUCCCCCUUUUUUUCUCCUCUUUUUUUUCUUCUUCUCUUUUUCCUUCCUUUCAUCUCUCCCUGGGAUUAUUUCAAACGUUCAAGAAGUUUUGCAUCCUACUGGCCAUUUAUUUUCUGGUGUUACGUAAGAGGGUGAUUGAUGGAGGUGUCGAAUAUUCACUUCUUGUGCAUUGUAUAUACAUUAGAUCUGUAGCAAGCGAUGAGGGAAAGGGGACGUUUUUGGAAACAUUGUCAGUAGUAGAUGGUGGUCAGCUGCGGUCUUAUUGGAUACCAUCAAAUCGUACUGGCGCAGUCAACGAGCAUCAACUCGG